UUCUCUGGUGAGAAAAUAAAGUGAAAGAAGAUGCCAAUGGCUGCCGUAAACACGAAAGAAGUCAAUAGAGGAGCUUGGACAGCCGAGGAAGACAAAAAGCUGGCUCAAGUCAUUGAAGUUCAUGGUCCAAAGAGAUGGAAAUCAAUUGCAGCAAAAGCAGGUCUUAAUCGAUGUGGGAAGAGCUGCAGAUUGAGAUGGAUGAAUUAUCUGAGACCCAAUAUAAAAAGAGGCGACAUAUCAGACCAAGAAGAGGAUCUCAUACUAAGGCUUCAUAAACUGCUUGGAAAUAGGUGGUCUUUGAUUGCCGGAAGACUACCAGGCCGAACUGAUAACCAAAUCAAGAACUAUUGGAAUUCUCAUUUAAGCAAGAAAGUAAGGCGAAACGAGAACCAAAACAAAGGCUCGGAAGCACAAAAAUCGGUGCUCGAGAACUCGAAAGAAACCGAGAUGAUCAUGGGAUCGACCGGAAGCGAAGAAGGUACAUCAAAGAGAGAUGAAACGUUACACGAUUUUGGCAGUGAGGAGCCUCUUGAUUGGGAGUGGAUGAGUGACUUCAUUGAAAUGAACGAGAGCUGGUUCAACUUUGCAUGAUAUUUGAACUCU
Messenger RNA from Hibiscus syriacus, 603 nucleotides. RefSeq names its product transcription factor MYB114-like. The transcript has 3 exons. Lineage: Eukaryota; Viridiplantae; Streptophyta; Magnoliopsida; Malvales; Malvaceae. The record is from RefSeq and is a predicted model, not a curated record. The coding region runs from base 31 to 591 and encodes 186 amino acids. Gene Ontology annotation, cellular component: nucleus. Gene Ontology annotation, molecular function: transcription cis-regulatory region binding. Gene Ontology annotation, biological process: cell differentiation.